AUGUCGCUACAGGAAGAUGUCCUUGCAGCUCAGCUGCGUAAGGCAUGCAUCGACACUGGUUUCUUCUACGUUUUUAAUCAUGGCGUAGCACAGGACCUGAUCGAGCAGAUCUUCGAGGAGAACAGGAAGUUCUUUGCCCUUCCUGAGGCUGCCAGGCGAGAGAUCCUCGUUGAUAAGAACAACAGGGGUUGGACCCCCCUGUCAGAGGAGACCUUAGACAGAGCCAAUCAGACGGAGGGGGACACGAAGGAGGGCCUCUACUUUGGAAGGGAGGUUCCUGCAGACAGCACAGAAGCUGCCCAGCCCUUCACUGGGCCCAACCAGUGGCCAUCGCCGGAGCUGCUGCCGGAGUACAGGAGGGUGACUAACACGUACUUCAGCGCGGUGACUGAUCUGGGCAUGCGGAUGCUGCGGCUGCUGGCGCUAGCGCUCGGCCUGGCGCCCGAUUAUUUCCUGCCCAUGUUUGGCCGGCCCAUGCUGUUCCUGCGCCCGUUGCACUACAUUCCCCGCCGCUCCCAACCGGACCAGGGCAUUUUUGCGGCGGGCGCGCACAGCGAUUAUGGGAUGCUGACGCUGCUGGCGACGGACGAUGCACCCGGGCUGCAGAUCUGGCUGCCCUCUGCCGGCCGCUUUGUGGACGUCCCGCCAAAGCCCGGCGCCUUCAUCGUCAACCUGGGAGACAUGCUGGAACGGUGGACGAAUGGGCUGUUCAAGUCGACGCUGCACCGGGUGGUGACUGAUGGGUCACGUCACCGCUACUCCAUCCCAUUCUUCUUUGAGCCAAACUUUGACACGCGCGUGGAAUGCCUGCCCUGCUGCUGCGGCCCUGACAAUCCCCCACGAUAUCCUCCAACAACGAGUGGGCAGCAUUUGCUGGACAAGUAUGCGCAGACUCAUGCUGGGUUUGAUGCCACCAGCAAAACUUCCAGCGCUGUGACAGCUGGUGCGCAUGCAGAUGUAUAG
This is a messenger RNA of Coccomyxa subellipsoidea C-169, 963 nucleotides long. RefSeq names its product oxygenase-like protein. The transcript is spliced from 7 exons. Lineage: Eukaryota; Viridiplantae; Chlorophyta; Trebouxiophyceae; Coccomyxaceae. The record is from RefSeq and is a predicted model, not a curated record. The coding region runs from base 1 to 963 and encodes 320 amino acids.